AUGGACACCCAGCCUCCUCCCUUCGACGUUACUUUGUUCCUCUCGUCGCCAACCAUCUCCCUGUCCGGCGACCCUCCCUUUAUAGCCACAACAGUCUACACCUGCACGACCCUCCGCCCCAUAUACGCUCUCAUCAGCCUCUUCAGCGAUUUCGGCGACCACCUCGAAGUGCGAGACCCCAAUCGCGGAAGAUUAGCAGACAAGAGGAUAGGUGUCGUCCCAACCAUGGUUUUUGACGACUGGGAUGAAGAGAAUUUGGAUUUUAUCGACUCGCGACUCGUCCAUGUUAACCCUGGUGAGAAGGUGGAAACAACGUAUACUUUCUCUGUGGUGCCGAAGGCUAAGGGGUUGAGACGCUCCGAUACGGCUUCGAUGAAGGAGAGCGGGGAAUAUACUAUUGAAUUGGGGAAAAGAAAGUGUUGGUGGAUAGAUGCUAAGGAGAUGGUGGAGGGGAUGGGUGAGCAGGAGAAAAAAGAGAUGCUGAGACAACGGGGUAGUUGUCUGGUGUGGAGACCGACGGCGGGUAAGACACUUUUCAAGGCUGUUGCUUGAUGUGUUGUUGCGAAUCUAAUGGGGAUUAUGGGGGCUGAAAGUAUGUGUGAACUUGGGCAUCGAUACCAAUGGAUGCUCGCAGAGCAUACAAGACCCAGACGGCGGGCCUGGAAAUCUUCUCCCAAACACCUCCAAAUCAUUAAAUGAGUUAUUGAGAUUAUACAAUGUGUCAGACCCUAAGGCUCGACUGCUUCUCUUGCCACGAUUUCGGUUGUGAGAUCUUCAUUCUGAACAGGGAAACUG
Dothidotthia symphoricarpi CBS 119687 is the source of this 795-nucleotide messenger RNA. RefSeq lists its product as uncharacterized. Bases 1 to 552 code for a protein of 183 amino acids. The record is from RefSeq and is a predicted model, not a curated record. Lineage: Eukaryota; Fungi; Ascomycota; Dothideomycetes; Pleosporales; Dothidotthiaceae. The transcript is spliced from 2 exons.